UGAGUGACACGUGACGAGGAAGGAGGAGGGCUUUACUCGGUGUGACUGGUUAGACACUAAUGUGCUGAUCUCAGAUGACCAACAUUUCAAAUGGAGGACUCAUCUCUACAGCUGCUGCUGGUUCUGAUCUCACUGCUGAGCUGCACAACCAACCAAGCCUCUCUGACUGUGAGUCCCAACAGCUCUCAGAUGUUUAAAGGACAGUCUGUCUCUCUGAGCUGUGAGGAGGACGACAGCUCUGCUGGAUGGACUCUGAGGGGGAACACAACCAGAAAAACUAGAGCUGAGUGCAAAGACAUGGGAGGAAUAUCUGCUGGUUCUUCCUGUAACAUCAGCUACAUGACCUCAUCAGACAGUGGAGUUUACUGGUGUGAGUCCAGAGAGGGAGCAACCAGUAACAGCAUCAACAUCACUGUCACUGGUAGACCAGUGAUCCUGCAGAGUCCUGUCCUCCCUGUGAUGGAGGGAGAAGACCUCACUCUGCUCUGUAAAACAGAGACGUCCUCCAACCUCCCAGCUGGUUUCUAUAAAGAUGGCUCCUUCAUCAGGACUGAGCCUGCAGGUCACAUGACCAUCCACCAUGUUUCCAGGUCUGAUGAAGGCCUCUACAAGUGUCUCAUCAGCAGUGUUGGAGAGUCUCCACCCAGCUGGGUCUCUGUCACAGUUCUGACCUCACUGCUGAGCUGCCCAACAAACCAAGCCUCUCUGACUGUGAGUCCCAGCAGCUCUCAGAUGUUUAAAGGACAGUCUGUCUCUCUGAGCUGUGAGGAGGACGACAGCUCUGCUGGAUGGACUCUGAGGAGGAACACAACCAGAAAAACCAGAGCUGAGUGUAAAGACUGGGGAGGAAUAUCUGCUGGUUCUUCCUGUAACAUCAGCUACAUGUUCCCAUCAGACAGUGGAGUUUACUGGUGUGAGUCCAGAGAGGGAGCAACCAGUAACAGCAUCAACAUCACUGUCACUGGUGGACCAGUGAUCCUGCAGAGUCCUGUCCUCCCUGUGAUGGAGGGAGAAGACCUCACUCUGCUCUGUAAAACAAAGACGUCCUCCAACCUCCCAGCUGGUUUCUAUAAAGAUGGCUCCUUCAUCAGGACUGAGCCUGCAGGUCACAUGACCAUCCACCAUGUUUCCAGGUCUGAUGAAGGCCUCUACAAGUGUAACAUCAGCAGUGUUGGAGAGUCUCCACCCAGCUGGGUCUCUGUCACAGAGAAACCAAAGAUCACAAGCCCACCUCCGAGCUCUCUGCCGCCCCCUGACACCGCAGCUCCGCCCCCGACCUCAGACCACCUCCAUCUUGUGAUCAGACUGGUCGUCCACCUGGUGGUGUUCUGUCCAUACUGCAUCUCUGGUGUUAAUUAUCUACAUUUUCUUUCUAACCUGCUCUGACUGUAGGAAAUGACC
This is a messenger RNA of Sander lucioperca (pikeperch), 1401 nucleotides long. RefSeq names its product high affinity immunoglobulin gamma Fc receptor I-like. Gene Ontology annotation, molecular function: transmembrane signaling receptor activity. Gene Ontology annotation, biological process: cell surface receptor signaling pathway. NCBI's taxonomy places the organism in Eukaryota, Metazoa, Chordata, Actinopteri, Perciformes, Percidae. The record is from RefSeq and is a predicted model, not a curated record. The transcript is spliced from 8 exons. Bases 91 to 1386 code for a protein of 431 amino acids.